GCUAGCUGCAGAUGUCGCAUCCCGUGCGAUCGAUGCUGUGCGUGCCGUGUGUCUGUACGUCCGUCCGUCCGUCCGUCGUGCACUCACUGACUGACACGGAUGUUCGGUCAUGAUAUGCUGCAGGUCAGUCAAGUCGUGGGUAUUGCAAUCAUUGACUGAUCGAGUGGUCAAUGGUAUGGAUGUCUCGCUUCGGAGAAAGUAUGUAGCGCUGCGUCCCCUCUCCCCGGUUCAUAAAAGAGCCUGCCUGUGAUGUGCGUGCGUGUUGUCGUGUCUUUCCUUCCCCCCGGCCAUGCAGCCCAACCCGAAACACAUAUACAUCUUCCCCUUUAUCACUCCUGCCGUCCCUCCCUUCCGGCCCCGCCCCCUCAUUAGUUAAUUAAGGCAUGCCGGUGCCGUGUGUGCCGACACAGAAGCUCAGCGACCGCAGCCACAGACGGCCCUCAGCACCACCGACACCACCCGCACCAUCGCCCCCCGCCGCCCUGCCCAUGUCACGCUCUGUGUGUGGGGCAGCUGGGCGACGGCUGCCGGUGGCCCUGGCGCGUACGGGAGUGGUCGAACGAGACCUGACACAACACCACAAAGACCCGCCGCACAGCACACACACGUGUGGGUGGGUGGCUGAGCGGUUUGCCAUGGCCGUGAGUGGUAACUGACCUUUUCAGCUGUGUGAUGGGGGCUGGGUCUUCCGAGUGCAUCACGGAAGCAGGCGGCUCACUCGGCAGCACCGCAGGCAAUGCUGGAAUAGACGGCAAGGCUGACCAACACACACACACACACACACAUUGUACACUCGCAUGCCAGGAUGCACCUUGGCCACCGCACCGUUCAUCGGCGUCUUAUCGUUCCGUUGGGGGCCCGUCAACUCAGCUAUGGUGGAGAUGGUCUCUGAGAAGAGCGUACACAGGUGACGUAAAGAGCAUGGCUCUCGAUUCAUUGUCCCUGCCACUCCCUACGUGUGUGUUUGUGGCUUCUGUCGGUGAGGGGCCAGGCGGCCAUGUGGGUGGUGCUGGUGCCCCGCAGCUGUGCGUGCAGAGCCUCCUUGAGCAACUGAUUCUCCUGGACGAGGGCAUCGUUCUUGCGCACCUGCACACACAUACGAGCCAUCCAUCCAUCAGGUGUGUGGGUGGGUCCUCUGUGGGAUUGUGUACCAGCUCUUGGUCGGAUUCUCUGCGCUUGUCCUUGCGCAGCAGCAUCUCGUAGAUCUCACACCGCUCGCGCAUCUCAUCCUGACAACACACACACACACACACACAAACACACAAUGCACACACACGCACAGUACCACCACACACAGCAUGGACUGCCGCCCCGUUCCACUCCCUGCCUCACCAUAGCUGCCUGCCAUGCCUCCCAGCCGUCCGUGAGUAUGUCCGCCUGCACACCCACCCCCACACACGCCUUCGCAGCCACACGCACUAUCGACGCACCGCCACCGAGGCGAGCUGCGGUUAGGGGCGGCGUCAGAGGACUCUUGGUCGGUGAGGCGUCCUUCUGGUGCGCUGUGGUCGUGAAGAGUCGGCCGGGGAGAGAGCCGCGAUCGCCCAUAAUGUCAGGGAUGGCGAAGGGCCGGGUGUCUUUGAGAGUCCUGACACACACACACACACACACAGAGAGAGAGAGAGAGGGAUGCAUGGGUGUGGAUGUUGGGUCUGUUGGUUGAUGGUGUUGGUGUGUACUUGAUCUCGUCCUGGAGGCUCUUCUCCUUCUGCAGCCACUUGUCCUGGAGGCGCUUCUCCUUCUGCAGCCACUCCUUCUCUGACCGACAAUUAAUGACACCCAGAAUGCGUCCAUGGGUGGGCGGGUGUUGUGAGUGUGCUGAUACGUGAAUGCCUACCCUCCCUGUCGCGCUCUCGUUUGCUAUCAUUGUCGACCUUCUCGGCACCAUCAGUCCGUCCGCGAUGGUAGAUCAACACACGCUCUGUGUCCGUCAUCUGCUUGGCCUUAUCGAGCUCGUCGUGCAGGGCUUGGUUCUCCUGACGUAGGGUCGAGUGCACACACAGGUCUCAUUCUGCUGUUGAUGCACACUUGCGUACCUUUCUCAGCCUUUGGCCGGUGUCCUCGCUGCGGCGUAUGGCGUCACCCCUCUCCCUCAGGGCGGCCCGCAGCUGCUGCACACGCGACUCCUUGGCAGCCAACUUGGCAGCGCUGCAUGAGUGGAUGGAUACACAGACACAUGGAUGGAUGGAGAAUGAGGAGGGGCGCGGUGCGUACCAUGUGUGUUGCAGCUCCUUGUACCAUCUGUCCUUGGUAUCCAGCUGCCGCUUCAACUCCGCGAUCUGAUGAGUGACGCACACACACACACACACACACGCACACAUCAGCACACACACAGCACAAAGCAUCAACACACGUGGCCACAGUCGUCAUGCCCACCUGUACAUAGGCCUGUUCCCGCGCCUCCUUCUCGGCCGCCUUGCUCAGCUCAUGAUCCCUCGCCAAGUCCGCACACCGCCCCGCCUCCAUCUGCGCCGCCCUCUCACGCUCGGCGCGAUGCAUCUCUGUCAGAUCCUGCGUCGGCGGCAGAUCAUCCCGCCGCACCGACUGCACCCACGGCAUCCUCUUCUCCCCCUCCCUCGCCCUGUCCAUGCUCGGCCCCCCACCGCUGCCGGCCUCAUGACCACGACCAUGCAGCAGCGAGCCCUGCGACGGUGCCUCGGCCAUUUGCCGCUGCUGAUGCUGCUGCUGCUGCUGAUGGUACUGGCCACCGUGGCUCACAACUCCAUGAUGAUAGCGGAUAGGUAAGGGAGAUACGUUAUGGCGCUGGACGGCGUUGCGCAUGGGGGAGGGGUUGACUGGGAUGAACGACGAGUGGGGCGGGGGCGAGGCUACGGCCAUGUUUGAGUAGGGAAUGAAGGCGGGAGGGGUGACGUGGCGACCUGCAAUGGAUAACGACGAAUCCAGUGAGAAACGCAUGUGCAUCCACUGUGCGUCUGGUGGGUGAGGCUGCUUACCAUCCCGAGGCGUGUUUGGCGAAGGCAAGUGACCUGCCACCAUCGUAAAAGGACAACGUCAGUCACGUGCAUUUGAUGGAUGCAUCCGCAGAGGAGCUCCUCAUCUAGUACUUGAUGCGAUGUAUUCCCUCCCGCGCAUGAGCCCGACAAAAAAGGAAAGCGCG
Vitrella brassicaformis is the source of this 3118-nucleotide messenger RNA. Lineage: Eukaryota; Vitrellaceae. The record is from the annotation of a GenBank genome assembly.